Molecule: messenger RNA, 426 nt
Organism: Periconia digitata
Lineage: Eukaryota; Fungi; Ascomycota; Dothideomycetes; Pleosporales; Periconiaceae
Source: the annotation of a GenBank genome assembly
UCUACCCGCAACUCAUCCUGGUCGGGACGGGCCGUCGGUGGGUUCCACCUUUGCAACUGGAGCCUCAUUCUCCUCCCACCUCGAAACAAUCACAGAAAGAAGGAUUGGAGUCUAUUUGUAGAGGUUGAACCAUCUCUCCACACAUGUAUUAAUAUGUAUUGCGGGCUUAAGCGUUACUGUUGCUCAAAUUAUCUUGUCAAUAAACGCAAACCCAGUGAUUGGGUUCCUAUCGACUGCUGCUCUAGGACAGUGAUAAUCACUGAUUUGAUCUACCUCGCGCGAAAGAUAAGACCUUUCACCGGAAUAAGGAGUGAAAACUUUUCCAGGGUUGGAAUCCAAUGGCAUUCUGCACUAUUGCAUGAAUCCAUGUUCCGAGUGUGGCGAUGUUGUCACAGAUGUUGCUAUCGCUGUUCUGUAAGAUCCUAG